UGGCCAGAGCCCGUCUACGGCAUUCUCUGAACACCCAUGCUUUCUCACUUCGGUCAAAACUGAGACUAGAAAGAAACUCCGGAGAGACAGGAACUUCACACAUGUGUAGGCCUACAGUCAUUCAAGAUAUCUGAUAGAGGAAGCGACCCCUGCCACAGACUUUCCAAAAACGUCACAUCCGGGAGGUAUAAGGAACAGAAGUCGGUCGCAGGCCUAUAAUAACUGUAGGUGGACCUAACAUUUCUAAAGGACGUUUCAACACAGCUUAAUAUACGAUUAUCUCGGAAUUUUACACGCUUAAAUAACAAGCACAACUGUGAAGAAACCUCUUCAAAUCUGUCGAACUAUGGCUGGAAACGACGGUGAGCUACAGACAGACGAAGCAAUGGACUGGUCCACAAUCAGUGCCCGUGUCAACUCGUUCCGCCACUUCCCCCGUGCUAAGGAAGUGUCUGCGGAGCGUUUGGCCAGGGCUGGCUUCUACUUCACCGGUGAGUCAGACCGUGUACGCUGCUUCAGCUGCCAGCAAACGGUGGAGAACUGGAGCAGUGCUGACACGCCCGUGAACCGUCACCUGCAGGCGUCGCCUGCCUGCAAAUUCCUCAGUUGCGUGCACCGCACUGGCAGCUUUGGCAUUGCCCCGCUGAGCAACGGCUCCGUGUACGAUGAGGCAGCCGAGGCCAUGGAGUUCAGCCUGCGCACCGGUGAGGUGGUGGAUGAGUCCACGUACCCCAUGGCGCCCCACAUGUGCGCAGAAGAUGCGCGCAUCAGAAGCUUCGGUACAUCGUGGCCUGCCUCUGCCCCGGUACGCUCUCGGCGGCUGGCCCAGGCCGGGCUGUACUAUCUCGGGGAGGCCGACCGGGUCCAGUGCUUCUGCUGUGGGGGCAUGCUGGCCGGCUGGGAGCCCGGGGAUGAACCCUGGAGCGAACACUCCCGCCACUUCCCCAACUGUUUCUUCAUCCUGGGCCAUGAUGUUGGCAAUGUCCCCUCCGCCCAGCCUCCAGAGAGUGAUGGCCCACGGGUCCAUAUGGAGUCCUAUGAGGAAAGGCUGGGGAGUUUUGCUGGCAGGCAGCAUCCUGUGGACCAUGAGAGGUUGGCCAGAGCAGGGUUCUACAGCUCAGGUGCGUCAGACCGUGUCACAUGUUUCCGGUGUGGGGGAGGUCUGAAAAACUGGCAACCAGAGGAAGAUCCAUGGGAGCAACAUGCCAAGUACUAUCCUGGGUGCAGUUUUCUGCUGUCAGAAAAGGGUCAUGAGUUUGUCAACAGCAUACAACUUCAAAACCCAAGCAAGAGCAAUCCGGCUUCAAGUCAUCACCAGAAUGGAUUUUCAAAGCAGGAGAAAGCAGCAAGCAUCAUGCAGUCUGAGAUUGCCCAGAGAGUUGUUGAGAUGGGUUUUGAUCCAGUCAAGGUAGAGAGGGCCAUUCUGGAGAAAAUACGUCGGUUUGGACAGGGCUACUCCAGCGUUGAGAAUCUUAUACAGGAUGUGCUCAGCAACUCGGCUGAAAAUGAUCCUGAGGGCUCCCAUGCAAAUGAUGAUGAGAAUCCUUUGGAGAAGCUGGAAAAGCUACAGAGAGAAAAACAAUGUAAAAUCUGCAUGGACAGUGACGCUUGCAUCGUAUUUGUACCCUGCGGACACUUGGCCACCUGCAAGAGGUGCUCAGAUUCCCUAGGCAAAUGUCCCAUUUGUUGUGCGAAUAUCAUACAAAAAAUUAAGACCUACAUCUCCUAAGUUUUAACAUUUAGAGGUUAAAAUUGAAGUGCUGCUUUGUAUUAUUUUAUAUAAAAUCCAUAAUUCCCCAGAGUGUGUAUAUAGAUUUUAUUUAAGUACUUUUGUAUAUGUAGGAAAGUCAAAUGUUGCAAGAUAACCUUUUUCUAUCCCAGGGUAAUGAUGUACAGAUGUAUGAUAUGCCUGUGUUUGAUUACACAGUAAAAGGUUGUUUUAUGAAAGAUAAAUACUUUUGUUUGUGAAACACAUCCGAAUUACGUUAUACUUUGGGUAAGCCACUUACACCCUCUAAAGUGUGACUUAUUCAUACUUGCCUUUCUCUAAUCAGUUUGAUGUUUUCGUUAUAUAAUAUAUUAUUAUUUGAUUAACCUGGGUCCACCUCUGCCACCUCUGGCAUCUACACAACUCUAAUAUCAUCUGCUUGAAAGCUAAAUCUUUGGAUAACCUGUUUCGACAUUCUUCCAAUGAAAGUGUGGCUUUAUGCACUUUACCAUCAUGUUUAAUAAAUUAUUGAAAUUUA
Molecule: messenger RNA, 2246 nt
Organism: Alosa sapidissima (American shad)
Lineage: Eukaryota; Metazoa; Chordata; Actinopteri; Clupeiformes; Clupeidae
Gene: xiap
Product: X-linked inhibitor of apoptosis
Exons: 7
Coding region: 347-1729 (460 amino acids)
Biological process (GO): negative regulation of apoptotic process; regulation of cell cycle
Cellular component (GO): nucleus; spindle microtubule; cytoplasm
Molecular function (GO): cysteine-type endopeptidase inhibitor activity involved in apoptotic process
Source: RefSeq, a predicted model, not a curated record